AGAGCGCAUGCGCAGCGCGCACCUCGACCCGGGCCUGCAGUAGUGGAGCGAUCGGCUCGUCAUGGCGCGGUUCCGUGUGCUUUUGCUCUCGCUCUCACUGUUGUUUGUGAUUCAGUCCGUCUUAUCCAUCUCAUUCUACCUGCCGGUGCGCAGCAGAAAGUGUCUGCGGGAGGAGAUCCAUAAAGACGUGCUCGUUACCGGAGAAUACGAGAUCAGCGAGCAGCCGAACACGAAAACCAACCUGAAGAUCACAGACUCCUCUGGCCACAUCUUAUAUGUGAAAGAAGAUGCAACCAAAGGCAAGUUUGCCUUCACCACAGAGGAUUAUGACAUGUUCGAGGUGUGCUUUGAGAGCAAGUCACCUAUGGGGACAGGAAGAGUUCCUGACCAGCAGAUCAACUUGGACAUGAAGCAUGGUGUUGAGGCCAAAAAUUAUGAAGAGAUUGCAAAGGUGGAGAAACUAAAGCCCUUGGAGGUGGAGCUCCGUCGGCUGGAGGAUCUUUCAGAGUCUAUUGUCAACGAUUUUGCUUACAUGAAGAAGAGAGAGGAGGAGAUGAGAGACACUAAUGAGUCCACCAACACGCGUGUGCUGUACUUCAGCAUCUUCUCCAUGUGCUGUCUGAUUGGUCUGGCCACGUGGCAGGUCUUCUACCUGCGUCGCUUCUUCAAGGCCAAGAAGCUGAUUGAGUAAAAAACCUGCCUGAACAAUCAGGGACCCAGAACUUCUUCCUGACAUCAGAACCUCCGGCCCCUGACAUUUGCUUUGCCUCGGCGGUUUAUUCCACUCGCCGCGGGCGGCCUGAAGUUUAUCGGCAGUGGACGUGCAUCAGGGAAAUUCGGGAAGCGAUUGAUGCUUGGCGGCCAAAUUGUCUUUCAGUGCGUGUACAUUUUUGAUACAAGCUUGUUCAGUAUCAUUUGGAAAACACCCAUUUUUUUUGCUUUACAAUAUUUUGGUUGUAUUUAUAGAAAAUGACAGCACAAGCCCCUAUAAAUAAUAAAAGAUGCGCUACUGUGAGAGAAACCUUUGUGGUCAUCUGUCGGUCACUGAAUGUUUGUGUUGUUAAUUACUGUAAUCAGUUCAGCUUAUCAUUUGUAAGGAUACAAUGAUUUUGUCAGCGUUUAGUCACACAGUUCUCAUGUGCUUAGCUGUCUGUAUUAUUUCUACAAGACUGGUGUUUGGAAAUGCAAAGCCAUGUUGACAAAAUGAAGUCCCAAUCACUGCAAGUGAAGAAAGAGAGCGAUCGAGGUGUCAUUCAUCAUUCUGACUUUGAGAAAUGUACUAAUUUUUUAAGCAGUUUUAUUUUGUGGGCCGUCAUCUGUUUUAGUUUGCUUAUGGGAGAGAUUGUUUAAUUAAAACCUUGAUUUGUUGAUUUUUUUUAAUCACUAGGUUUCUCCUCAAUCCAGCAGAACCGCAGCUGAGGUUAAAGGUGCAUCAUUGCUGCUCCAUUAAUGAAUAGUUUUUGAUUUGUUCCCGAAUCUGCCUGUAUUCCACAGAUCAAACUUUCAGUUCUGGAUUUAUUCUUAUUUUUAAAUGCUUUAAUGGAAAAGAGGUUACAUGCGUCCUGGGUGGAAGAUUUAUUCUUAUUUGUUGCCAGUGGUUUAUUUUUAUUUGCUCCAGUGUUCAGUUUUCAACAGCAAUGUUUUUCUUCUGAUUAAUUUUGGUGAAAGUGCAUUUCAGAAAUAUAAUAUAAUUGGCUUGUCAAUUCAAUAAAAUUGUUAGUAAAGUA
Molecule: messenger RNA, 1727 nt
Organism: Danio aesculapii
Lineage: Eukaryota; Metazoa; Chordata; Actinopteri; Cypriniformes; Danionidae
Gene: tmed10
Product: transmembrane p24 trafficking protein 10
Exons: 5
Coding region: 62-691 (209 amino acids)
Biological process (GO): endoplasmic reticulum to Golgi vesicle-mediated transport; Golgi organization; intracellular protein transport
Cellular component (GO): Golgi apparatus; endoplasmic reticulum-Golgi intermediate compartment; COPII-coated ER to Golgi transport vesicle
Source: RefSeq, a predicted model, not a curated record